AGUAAUUUGUCUAACAGAAGACAACAAGAUUUAGUUUUGUGAAGGAACAUUUAUAACAUUUAUUUUAUUAUUAAUUUCAGAUUGAAAUUUAUAGUGCAUUAUUUAUAUAAACGUUAAAAUGGAUUCUGAAUUGGGCAAUCCAACUGAGAAUGAUAUAUGGGGAGGAUCGAACACUCUUAAUCUCAACAAUGAGCGCUUAGAUUGCGAGCAUUUAGACGAGCUGACGGAUAGGUAUAUUGAUCCAAAUAGACCCUCCUUUGUUACCGUAUUACUGCGCUUCUUUGGCAAUAUAUUCGUGGAUUGCUUUAGAGCUGUGUUCUCAUAGGACGUGAGCGAGAACAUCGAAAAUGUAAAUUGAUUCAAAUUGUUAAUACGUAUUGUGGAAAUAAAUUAUGAAAUUAAAGUUGAAUAGAA
This is a messenger RNA of Drosophila sulfurigaster albostrigata, 414 nucleotides long. RefSeq lists its product as uncharacterized. The record is from RefSeq and is a predicted model, not a curated record. The coding region runs from base 119 to 325 and encodes 68 amino acids. Lineage: Eukaryota; Metazoa; Arthropoda; Insecta; Diptera; Drosophilidae. The transcript is spliced from 3 exons.